Hermetia illucens (black soldier fly) is the source of this 663-nucleotide messenger RNA. Its product is annotated as pupal cuticle protein G1A-like. The record is from RefSeq and is a predicted model, not a curated record. NCBI's taxonomy places the organism in Eukaryota, Metazoa, Arthropoda, Insecta, Diptera, Stratiomyidae. The coding region runs from base 150 to 602 and encodes 150 amino acids. The transcript has 2 exons.
AUACCGGUCUCAAUUAGAUUGCAUUCAGGGAAGAAAUGCACUCAUUCAUCACCAUUUUGUCUGCGGAAGCAGUAAUAUAAAUACAGUUAUUUCGAUCAGUGAUCAUCAGUCAGGAUCUAUUCGUCCAGCAGACAACAAUCUCUAGCAAAAUGAAGUUCGUAGUUUUGGCCCUCGCUUUGAUCGGAACCGCCUCAGCCGGUCUUGUCGCCCCAUUGGGUCAUGGAUACUCCGGAUUGGGAUGGGGACAUUCAGGUCUCGCCACUCCAGUUGUUGCUUCAGUUGCUCCAGCGAUUAGUUCCUACUCAGCUCAUGCUGUAUCUGCUCCAAUUGUUGCUUCAGUAGCUCCAGCCAUCAGUACCUACUCAGCUCAUGCUGUAUCCGCCCCAGUUGUUGCUUCAGUAGCUCCAGUCAUCUCUUCAUACCAUGCUGCCCCAGCUCUCACUGCCCAUGCUGUAGCCACUCCAGUCAUCUCUGCCCACAGUGCUCUUACUGGUCCAGUCAUCUCUGCUCACAGUGCUCUUGCUGGUCCAGUAAUUGGCCAUGGUUGGGGACAUGAUCUCGUCGGUCUUGACCUCUGGAAAAAGAAGAAGGCUGCUCACUAAAACUUGUAACGGACGUCUGGGUUUGGAAGAACAAAUAAAUUAGAUUUAUGACAUAACGAAA